Messenger RNA from Pseudophryne corroboree (corroboree frog), 6808 nucleotides. It is a transcript of the gene SBNO2, whose product is annotated as strawberry notch homolog 2. The coding region runs from base 297 to 4337 and encodes 1346 amino acids. Gene Ontology annotation, molecular function: histone binding; chromatin DNA binding. Gene Ontology annotation, cellular component: nucleus. The record is from RefSeq and is a predicted model, not a curated record. Gene Ontology annotation, biological process: positive regulation of transcription by RNA polymerase II; negative regulation of DNA-templated transcription; osteoclast differentiation. NCBI's taxonomy places the organism in Eukaryota, Metazoa, Chordata, Amphibia, Anura, Myobatrachidae. The transcript has 32 exons.
AGUUCGUGUAAAAUUAAAAUGGCGACGGGAAGAAGGAAGUGACAGUGAGGAGGAGCGGAAAUCUGGGUACACGGCUCUACAGACCGGAAGUAUCGGUGAAAAAAAAAAAGAGUUGUAAACAAAUGCACCGGGAGUUAUACCCCUCUUAUAGGAAACGACUUUCGAAGAACGGCCGGUCUGUUGGGUCGGUGUCCGAACUCUGUGAGACGGGGAUCUCAGGAGCUGCCAGUGUCCCGGAACCGGAGGGAGCCACGACACCCAUGAUCCACUGACGCCAUGCAAACUCAAGGACCCUAAUGCCCUGCACACUCUUGGUGAUGGACGGGGGGGGGAGAUACCCACAGCCUGAGCCACAACACGGAGCCAACGGAAUGUGCUCAACAGCCGCCAUGCAGUACCAGCCUACCCUGUCUGAGAUUGAAACCCCGGCGCUGGCUGGUACCCAGUGGACACAUUUCUCAUAUUCACCUGCUCAUUGCUUGCCCCAUGCUCCUCUCACCAGCCUAGAUCCGUCACAUUAUAAUGGUCCUGCAGAGUAUUACAGUCGGAACUUCCCAACGCAAUUCAAUAAUUUCUUUACCGACAGUCAGACCUACGCCCAGGACUCGUCGUCUUUCUUUAAUGAAUUAUCCAACCACUCCAUCCUCUCUUCCCCGGAUUCACUAUCCGACAUCACGGACACCCAGGAUUUUCUACCUAUUGACAGCCUUACCCAUGUACCGACAAUAUGGGAUGUUGGCACACCCUCUCAGGACACCAGCACUACAUCACUUUUUCCAUCUAGUCGUCCGUUUCUGGGACUGGAUAGGUUUGAAGAUUUGCAGGCUAUAAUUAAUACGCCACCAGUACAGCCUCGGGCUCCAAAUCCAGUAGAAGAAGAGGUGGAGGAUGAAGACACUGAGGAGCUGGGACAAACUGAAACCUACGCGGACUAUGUGCCUUCUAAAUCUAAACUGGGUAUACAGCAUCCUGACCGAGUAGUAGAGACUAGUACCUUGUCCAGCGUUCCUCCUCCAGACAUCGGCUACUCUCUCUCGCUCCCCAGCUCGAUUAUUGAUAAGGGCCUGCUGUCUGCUUUGCAGCUUGAAGCUAUAGUUUAUGCCUGUCAGCAACAUGAAGUUAUCCUUCCCAGUGGACAAAGAGCUGGAUUUCUAAUAGGAGACGGAGCUGGUGUGGGAAAGGGACGGACAGUUUCUGGAAUUAUACUAGAAAACUUUCUUAAGGACAGGAAAAAAGCUCUUUGGUUUAGUGUAUCCAAUGAUCUGCGCUGUGAUGCAGAACGAGAUCUGCGAGACAUUGAGGCGAGCUGUAUUCCAGUGCAUGCUCUCAGCAAGAUCAAAUAUGGAGACACAUCCGCAUCUAAAGGUGUCCUGUUUGCCACUUACUCAGCACUGAUUGGAGAGAGUCAGGCUGGAGGGCAGCAUCGGACUCGAAUUAAACAGAUCAUAGACUGGUGUGGGGAAAACUUUGAUGGAGUUAUCGUGUUUGACGAAUGUCACAAAGCCAAGAAUGCUUCAUGCACCAAAAUGGGUCGUGCAGUGCUUGAGCUACAGAACAACCUGCCAUUGGCACGAGUGGUAUAUGCCAGUGCCACAGGUGCAUCUGAGCCCAAGAACAUGAUCUAUAUGAGCCGGCUGGGUAUCUGGGGAGAGGGCACGUCUUUUGGCACUUUUGAUGAGUUCUUGCACGCUAUUGAAAAGAGAGGGGUAGGUGCUAUGGAGAUUGUUGCCAUGGAUAUGAAGGUGAGCGGGAUGUACAUUGCAAGGCAGCUAAGCUUUACUGGUGUCAAUUUCCGAAUUGAAGAAAUUCCCCUGGAUGAACCAUUCAAGCAAAUGUACAACAGGGCUGCACAACUGUGGGCUGAAGCACUGGCUGUUUUCCAGAAAGCAGCAGAUUGUUUAGGGUUGGAGACUCGCAAAUCACUAUGGGGUCAGUUCUGGUCAGCCCAUCAACGAUUCUUCAAAUACUUGUGUAUUGCAGCAAAAGUUCAGCGGCUAGUAACUUUGGCUAACCAAGAGUUGUCCAAGGGCAAGUGUGUGGUUAUUGGUUUGCAAUCUACUGGAGAAGCUCGAACGCGUGAAGUGAUGGAUGAAAAUGAUGGACAUCUUGACCGCUUUGUAUCAGCUGCAGAGGGUGUAUUCAAGUCUCUGAUCCGGAAGCACUUCCCAUCAAGCAAGAGGAAACGUGAGAAGGGCUUGCUGAAAAGGAAAAGACGUGGAAAGCCACGCAGUGGGAAAACAUCUCGUCUAGAUCUCGUUGGAUUAAUCCGAAUCAGUGAAGAGAGUAGCUCAGAUUCUGAAGGGGUGCUAGACAGUGAUUUCAACUCUUCUCCCGAGUCCUUACAGGACAAUGACGAUGUCAUCUUUGUAGAACACACACUAAAUGGGUUAAUACUUCCUGAUCACGGCCCUGAACACGUGGAACACAUGAAGAGUGAGCUGUUAGCCAAGGUAGAGGAAUUAGGAAAGGUGCUACCUCUCAAUACGUUAGACGUGCUUAUAGACCAGCUUGGCGGUCCAGACAAGGUGGCUGAGAUGACUGGCAGGAAAGGCCGAAUGAUUCGUCGCAGUGAUGGAUCUGUGGGGUUUGAAUCUCGAGCCGAGCAAAACUUAUCCAUAGAUAAUAUUAACUUACGGGAGAAGGAACGUUUUAUGAAUGGGAGCAAGCUGGUGGCAAUCAUUUCUGAGGCUUCGAGUUCAGGAAUUUCUCUACAGGCUGACCGGCGAGUACCAAAUCAACGUCGACGAGUACACAUGACACUGGAACUGCCCUGGAGUGCGGACAGAGCCAUCCAACAGUUUGGUCGUACGCACCGCUCUAACCAGGUCUCUGCUCCGGAGUACGUUUUCCUCAUCUCAGAGCUUGCGGGGGAGAGGCGGUUUGCUUCAAUUGUAGCCAAGAGACUGGAGAGCCUGGGUGCACUUACUCAUGGGGAUAGGAGAGCUACAGAAUCCAGAGAUCUCAGCAAGUACAACUUUGAGAACAAGUAUGGUUCGAGAUCACUGGAACAGAUCUUAUCUGCGAUCCUGAACCAGACACAAAGGGAUGUGCCUCCCCCACUUGGGUACCCAGGAGGUCCUUCUGCCUUCUUCCAUGAUAUUAAGCAAGGUCUACUCUCAGUGGGAAUUUGCUGUAGAGAGACAAAGUACAACGUUGUUGUUGAUAAAGAGUGUUCUGUGACAAAGUUUCUGAACCGAAUGCUUGGCCUGGAAGUCCACAAACAAAACAGCCUGUUUCAGUUUUUCUCCGACACUUUUGACUAUCUCAUUGAGAAGGACAAGAAGGAUGGCAAAUAUGACAUGGGAAUUUUAGAUCUGGCUCCUGGAGUGGAUGAGAUCUAUCAGGAAAGUAAAGAAAUUUUUAUGACACCUGGGCAUCCUCAGGAUGGACAAGUUGUAUUCUACAAGAUCAGUGUGGACCGUGGUAUGAGUUGGGAGAAAGCUCUGGAAAAUUCUCGGCAACUCCAAGCUCCAAAUGAAGGCUUCUAUCUGUCUUAUAAGGUCCGAGGUGACAUGUACUCUGCGGUUUUGGCUGAGCAUAGACAUGGAAAGUCGUUUAAUCUGUAUAAACCUAACAUUGGCAAACAGAGCCAGCCAGAAACUCUAGAUAGCCUGCUCAGCAAAUACUGUAAGGUAACAGCAGAGGAGGCCCAGGAACAUUGGGAACGUCAGUAUCUAUUCUCCUUCAGCAAUUGCACCCAUACCAUGUGGAAUGGGAACUGUAAGUUGGUGCAGCAGGGUAAGGAGUGUGUACAAGGACUACGUCUUCGACAUUACUAUAUGUUGUGUGGUUCUCUGCUGCGUGUCUGGAGCCGGAUGGCAUCUGUGAUAUCUGACAUUACCAGUAGCAGUUACCUACAGAUUGUACGUUUGAAAACCAAGGAUAAACAUAAGCAAGUGGGCAUUAAGAUUCCAGAAUCGUGUGUGUAUAAAGUGCAGGAGGAGCUGAAACAGAUGGAUAUGAACGUCAAGCGCAGACAUGAGGAAUCCCGACAGAAUGCGGAACGUCUCUCCAUGGUCUCUAUGUCCUCAGCAGCCCCUCCAUUGGACCUCUCUUUACCUUUUUACCGUCCACCUCCUUUUCCAGGUUGUGAUGUUUUGGAUCUGACUUACAGCCCCCCACUUACAAGUGCACAGGAACAGCGUGGGUAUACUUUCCCUGACAGUCUAGGGAACAUUCUCUCCCCUAGUGACCCUAACCCCAGCCAGCAAUUUAAUGUUCGAGAAAUUAUAGAAGAGAUGCUCCAAAAACUAAAAGCUCCAGAUCCAACUCCUUCAGACCGUCAGAGUGUCAUCCAGUUUGGUGGAGAGCACAACAGCUUCUGGGGUACAGACUAAUGUUUGAACAUUUACCCUUGAUAUCAGACCAGCAGACUUGCCCCACAGCACUGUUCCAGCAGUCUGACACCAUCAUUAAAUGCUGUGCUCUACAGAGAGAUUAGACCGAGGAAAUCUAGAGCUUCACAGACCGAAGUAAGCCAUGCACUGUUCAUCAUAUUCAGAGGACCAAGUGUCAUGCAGAUGUUUAUCGUGGCAUGCCCAUCUUCUUACUAACACAUCCGUUACCCAGACUUACUGACUAGCUGACACAUCAGGUGCUGCACACUGCAGUCUGUCCCUGUUUUUUUGGGACCUGAAAUUUGCAGAAUGCACGCUGGGAACCCUGCACUUUGAGUUUCUGUCCUCAGUUCCUUUUCCAACCUAGGAUAGGUAUGGGAUUUCUUUCCCGGUGUAUAUAGGUUCUUCUGUGUUCAUGAGCUGACUCUUCACAGCGCUCAGCACUUUACAGUCUUCUCUGCAGAGCUGUACACACGGCUGGCUGAAAGAGCCUUGGGCAGAGCAAUUGCAUGAAUGCGCAGUGUAAUACGUAUAUGGGGAAGGGUUGGGAGAGACAGACUUGGGUUUUCAUUGUGUAUUGUUAUUUUAACCCCUGCUAAUCUUUGCACUAUUUGCUGCCUCAUGACCACCUCCCUGUGGAUAGAAGGGGCCUUGGUGUCUGCUCAGGGUACAUUUGUGUGUGUAUAUAUAUUUAUAUCCAUAUCUGUAUAUCUCAGGCUGGGUACCGUUUGCCAGACGGAGGCAGACACUGUUUUAAGUUUUAUGCCAAAGAAAUUUUACUUUUUCCUCCCACCUUUCAAUAAAUAUUUAAUAGAUUUUAUUUGUCCAUGUGGAGAAUGUAGCUUCCCCAGUUCCCUGUGUAAGUGCAUUUGUGCUUUCUGCUUGGUAGGUUACACUUAUAAUACAUAGGUUAUUCUGUGUAUUAAAUGAAUUGUAAAAAGGGACAGCUGUAUGACUCUAUAGUUUAUAGCAGUACCAAGCUGUACACAAAUGCACACUGACCUUGGGAAAAUGGAAAGACACAUGAUGCAGGCUGGUGGCAUACAAUACUACACAUAUAUUACCUCUAGAAGAACUAAUCAAAUCCAUUUACAUCAUGGCCUGCAUUCAGGACAAGCUAAUAUUACAUUAUAUUUGCAGGUAUUGUUGGAUUUAAUAGAGGAACCAAACUUGUAUUGAUAUAAUAGCGAGAAGUACUCACUGUCUGCUCUGUGCAAUUUAUGUUUUUCUCUUUGAGCCUUAUGUACCAAUAUCACAUUGUGAAUAGAUUUAUUUUAUUUAUUUUCUGUCCUUUUGGGGGUGGAGGUAGGUCUGGAAAUACAAUUCUUUAAUGUUAUGUCAUUAUAGAGCUUUGGGCUGUGGGACUGUUUAUGCUUGCUUCUAGUACAAGUCCAGUUAGUGAAUGGUUAUUAAAAUACAUUAAUAUAGGCAACAUGGGAAUGCAAGCAAUCCCUGUAUUGUACACCAAUGAAGAACUCUUGUGUACUCUGUCAGUUUAUAUCUUAGGUUGCAUUUCAGUGCUUUACGUUUCCCACUUCCCUCCAAUGGUUUGCAUUUCACAAGACAAAUGACGUCAGAAUGAUGCUUCAGCAGGUGCUGGGGCGCAGCAUGUUGUGCUGGCAUGUCUUACUGACUCACUAUGUUUUCUCGGAACGUCUGUUUGCUCAUUUUCAGCACUGCCCUGCCAUAUUGGCAGCCUACCAACCUCCCCACACACAUCGUGUUACCCCUCUGCCAGUGGGCUUCUAAUUCCAGUUAUCUCUUCCUCCCAUUGUACGCUUCAUUUAAACCAUCAACCAAAGAUUAAAGUGUGUCUUACAUAUACGGCUCCUAAUGCCUCUAUUGGCACUGUGUGUGCUCUGUCCCAACUCAGACUACAUCCCUGUCAUUGUGGCUGACACUUCAAAGCAAUACUUCUCAUGAACUCCGCUAUGGUGAAUCAUUUUAUGCAAUGUCUUUCAAUCAGUGCCUUGCUCUUCUUGUACACAAGUAGUUUGUGUACACCACUGCUGAAUGCUGCACCUCUUAUUUAAUGUGUUUUAUGUGUUUACUCAAUGCCGAACUGUUUCUCAGGUAUUUUUACCCCUUUUACUGUCAGGGAAUUCUGCAACACUUUUCUCUGGAAUUAGUGCAUGCCCCUCUGGCAGUAAAGGGGUCAAGAGGAGCUGCUGCUGCCCCCUCCAUCUCCAAGUUAUUCUUAUGUGUACCCAGUAAGAUCACUUCCCAGUGUCUGUGAUGUUUGACAGGUUCUACAAUUAAGUUAUUAUGAUGCGCGUGUGCUACUGACUCUGCAUCCUGUCGCACACGGGUCUUAAACACAUAUAUUUAUGUCUGUAAAAAAAACAAAUAUAUAUAUAGAUGUAUACAGUUUUAUUUAGAAAAAUGUGCCUUCAACCAAUUCCUACAUUUUCUAUUUGUAACUGAAGGCUGAAUUCACAGCUACUCAGUAAAGUUUUCAAUGUAAAUACAAA